AUGACUAUCACCCACGAAAGCCACUCCCAGUUCGCAGUGACCUGGGACUUGGCGUUGAAAAGAUAUACAGCGGCUGUGGGCAGACAACUCGAUGAUCCCUCACUACCCCACCCCUCUUCAGUGGAAGAGUUGCUCAAUCGGCUGGAUAGCCAGAAUGGUCAUUUUAGCCAGUUUAGAGAGAACAAGCGCUCGCUUUUCAACAUUCUGACAUGCAUAUGCAAUCCAAUUGAACGCUUUGGGUCUAUGGCUGCAAGCAUUGCCUCUAACGCCUUUCCAGCCAGUAGCGUGUGCUUCAGCGCCAUCACAUAUCUUAUUGAUGCUGCGAAAGAUGUGUCCGCAUCUUAUAAUGCAGUCAUAGAACUAUUUUUCACCUUAAAGGCAAGCUUAUCUGACUUCCUUGUCCGCCUCGCCAUCUACGACGGUAGUCGCAUGUCUGAUGCACUUCAAGCAAAGGUUGUUGAUAUCCUAGUUACCUUACUUGAAAUCUUUGGUCAAGCGACUAAGCUAGUCCGGGCUGGGUUGAGAGGCCGAAUCAUCCAAUUUACCAAAAAUGCUCUGCUCGGCUCUGACAAGACCUUGCAGGGGUUGGUCGCCAAGUUGGACAGGCUCUGUCAAACAGAACAUCAACUAGUUGGAGCAGAGACCCUGAGUGAGACUAAGAAGGCCAACGUGGCUGUUGAGAAUCUGUCUGCUGUGCUUAAUGGAGCUAGUCUUGUACUAGAAGAUAACCAUGGUAGGUUAGCUCAGGCUCAGGCGGAUCUCCAACGUCUCGUGGAAGGUCAGAAUGAUCUUCGCCAGGAGGUGCAUCGGGACAUUAGUAGCCUGUUGGGUUCAUUCAUAGGGUCAGGUGCGAAGGCCAAUGGUGAUUCUGAUUACCUGAGGACACUCCUACAGCCGUCACUGGCUCCUUCAGACAUGUAUUACACCUUCGCAAGAAAACGGCUGUCUGGUACUGGAGAAUGGAUUGAGGCAGAGGUGGGAUUUCGGUCAUGGCUGAAUCAGGAGCAACCCCUACUCUGGAUUAAUGGGCCACCCGGUUCUGGCAAGAGCUUUCUCGCAGAAUACAUUAUUUCGAACCUGAAGACAAGAUUUCCCCAAGGCGUCGACCAAGGUUCAGAAAUCUCUGUUGGCUACUACUUUUUCAAGGACAACAACCCACAAACGAGAGGAUUGCACCAGGCGUUACGGGAUGUGGCAUAUCAAAUCUGCCUCAAUGAUUCCGUAUAUGCCGGGCACGUUGCGGCUCGUUGCAGGGCACCUGGUGAUAUAAGCAGUCUUCAGAGCGCAUGGAUGACCCUGUUCCGGGACUACUUCAUUGAAGGCGAUGCAGGUAACCGGCGUGCCUAUAUUGUUCUAGACGGUCUGGACGAAUGUAUGGAGGCUGAUCGGCAGAGUCUCUUGGAGUUUCUGCUUGAGCUCACAGCUGAGGAAUCCGAGAGCAAAUCCAGGGUACAAUUUGUUAUGCUGGGACGACCUCACCUUUCGGCCGAUGUAGCCGAUGCGUUUCAUGAGUCUGUAUCAUCCAUUUCCAUAGAUCGAUCCAAGAAUGAUGAUGAUAUCGCUCGCUAUGUAGAGCAUUCUGUGAGGAGGUCCAGGAACAUCGCUCGUGCGCCUUCAAGCCUGCGGAAAGAAGUUACGGAAUUCCUUGUGAAGCACGCACAGGGAAUGUUUCUUUGGGUUGAUCUAAUGACACAAGAAUUGGGACGACAUAAUCGCGCGAGCAGUAUUAGAGAGUGCUUGCAACGACCGCCAAAAGGUCUAUAUGAGGCCAUGAGACGUACACUGGAAGGCCUCAGCGCUUACUUGAAGGGCGAUGACCCCGAAGAACUGAAUACCAUAUUGGGAUGGGUUGCGUGUGCUUCGCGUCCUCUUUCUCUUCGAGAGAUCGAAGCCACGCUGACCCUAGGUUCCUCUGACCAAGACGAUAUCCUUGACAUCGAAAGCCUGCUCAGGUUGCAAUUUGCAUCCUUCUUGGCGCUCGUGCGAGAUGAUGGCCUGACAACAUCCGACUUGCAGGCGGAAGUAGAUUUAUCCCCUCUUCAGAUCGACGAUGAUCAUGAUGAAGAUGUGGAGGACUUCAAGCUUGAAAAUGAUUUCAGUUCCAACCCGGAAACCACAGAAGUCAUGUUCUGUCAUGCCUCCAUUGGUGAUUUCUUUCGUGAUGAAAACGAGAACAAACGCUCUGCAGGUCCCGAAUUCGUGGCAAUUGGGGUUGAUAUUGUUGAGUCUAGAAUCUCGACGCUGAAGGCGUGUCUACAGUUGGUUUGUAACUCAACCGAAUGUCCGCACCUCCGGAAUUAUGCACUUGUCUGGUGGCAUAGUCAUGUUAAGGCUGUCAUUCCUCACAUACAUCGAAUCGGGGGGUCUGAUCUGCAGGAAAUUAGAAGCCUCUUGCUAAAAACACUUCGUGACGAAUCAGUAUUGGAGGCUUGGAUUAGCUUACGGGAUGCAGAUGACUUCUGGUCCUUGGAUACCUUGGACCCAAUCGCUAAGCUUCUAGAUGAUAAGCUGUUUGUGGACUCUUUGCCGUUGGACAUGCGCAAUUGGGUGCUGAGCAGUAUCCAGGAGCCCGCGAGGCUGCUCGUUCCAGCUGCGGAGUGCAUUGCGAACAAAUGGCUCCAAGGCUACCGAUGGGACGCACGUACAUGCAUGUUAAUCAUACAUCGGAUCAGAUGCCUGCUUGAAGGCAAGCUAGAUGAAGAAUUCCCUGAUGCCCCUGCUGCUUCCAUUGUGCUUGAUUCGGCAGAAUGGGCCAAACUUCCAAAGACAGCAGAAUGGAACCGGCGAGUUGCCGUUUGCCUGAGGGACACGGCACACUAUGAGGAAGCCCAGGCUUACUUUGAAGCGGCAUUAGAACUGGACGAUCAGAUGUGGCUCGCUAGGAGCGGUCUAGCAUAUCUGUACAGCCUCAGUGGGCAACAUGAGAAGUCUCUCGAGCUCUACAAAGAGAAUAUUGAAAUUUUGGAGACGGCUUUCGGAAACCCCGAGAAGCGUGAUAAGCUCCCUCAUGAUGUUGAGGGAGAUGAUCUUGCAGACACCUACCAGUCUAUAGGCGAAGAACUUCUGUCACUCGGAGAUAGAGCGAGUGCUUUAGUUUAUUUGGAAAAGGCUCUUCAUGUUACCACAGAGGGCAAGUUCCUCUCUAAAUACAUUCAACUCCUUGCAGAGGAGAAUACCCCUGAAGCAAACGAGAAGAUCAUACAGCACCUGAAAGGGUUAGACACUGCAUCCGGCGACAAUGGCGCCACCCGCUUGACAGAGUGUCUCUCGGAGAAUUCAAGAUUGGUCUGGAGCAGUGACUUCUACCAGGCUAUCGCGUUUGCAGCCAAAUCAACAGAUCAGCUCGAAUGGCUAGAAUAUGCCUACGGGACAGCAAUCGAGGUAGCGAAGAAACAGCGCAACUCAGUGGUAGCCUUUGCUCUGCAGGUGUCUUUGGCAGACCUCUUCAUCAGCUAUGACAACAAGGAAUCCCGCGCUCUCGAGAUCUGGCAGAUGGUAAUGGACUUUCCCGCAACUUUCAUGCAGGGGAACCUGCUGAUGCUAUACAUACAAUCGCUAGUAAGCAGGUACUAUGGUGCCUAUCUGAUUACCAAGGCCACUCAAGCCGGGCCAGGCACCGCAGAUGCGGAA
Messenger RNA from Aspergillus niger, 3630 nucleotides. RefSeq lists its product as uncharacterized. Lineage: Eukaryota; Fungi; Ascomycota; Eurotiomycetes; Eurotiales; Aspergillaceae. Gene Ontology annotation, molecular function: protein binding. The transcript has 3 exons. The record is from RefSeq and is a predicted model, not a curated record. The annotation marks the transcript as partial.